This is a messenger RNA of Amoebophrya sp. A120, 1070 nucleotides long. The record is from the annotation of a GenBank genome assembly. Lineage: Eukaryota; Dinophyceae; Syndiniales; Amoebophryaceae.
CGGCAGGACAUAAGAACUGAUGUAGUACCUUGGUCUGACUUUUCGUUCUUUGUAGCACGCGACAUUGCACGUUUAAGGAUUUUAGCGUAGUUUCACAGCCCUUCAUAGUUAUCUGUACGACUCGCCGCGACAAGCCAUAGCUCGUAUUCAUCUCACGUAGCUGAAGCACUUACAACGACAGCCAACACAUCAAGUACAAUUUCACGCAGCACAAAAUGUCCGCCAUCCCAGCAGAUGCGAAGCGGCCGCCGCUGAAGCACGAGAUCGGCGAGAUCAACGAGAGGAAUCUGGGCGUGCUGAAGGUGCUGUUGCAGAAAACCUUUCCGAUCACCUACGGCGAGGGUUUCUACCAGGACGUGCUCACACACGACAAAUUCUGCCGCUAUGCCUUUGUCGCAGAUGUCGUGGUUGGGAGUAUCUGUGCGCGCGUACAGGACGAGGAGAAGUGCAACAAGGAAAACUGCCCGGAGCAGGCGAGCGACGACACACAGAAACCGGUUCUGAACGGGAAAUCGAAGGAGGAUAUCCUGUAUUUGAUGACUUUGUCUCUUCUCCCGGCGUACCGCAAGCGGGGCAUUGCGAGCGCGUUGCUCGAGUUUCUGAUCGAAGCUGCGAAGAAGGACGAAAACCUCCGCCAGAUUGCGUUGCACGUGCAAACCUCCAAUGACGUCGCACUGAAAUUUUACCAAAAGCACGGAUUCGAGAUCCAAAAAACGGUCCCGAACUACUACCAGAAAAUCGAGCCGACGUCCGCCCAUUUCUUGACCUUGAACUUGAAGCCCUCUUGCGGUUGCUGUUAGGAAUAUCAAUGUCUUAUCAGGAUGCCAGAUGAACACGAACAGAGACUCAUGUUCAGGAUCCUGGAGGAAAGGCUUAGUACACCCUCUGACAUUCGCAAUUUCGAAAAGCGACGACUCUACGUGCAUAAGCAUAUACGACAAUUAGAGAAUAUGUUGCCACCAGGACGCAAGAACAGUAUUCAAUGAGUCACAACGCAGAAAACUCAACGCGAGAAUAAAGGAAGUUUGUCGACUUAACCCAAGGCAUCUGUGCAAGCUUGAAAUAGGACA